Molecule: messenger RNA, 1668 nt
Organism: Cynara cardunculus var. scolymus (artichoke)
Lineage: Eukaryota; Viridiplantae; Streptophyta; Magnoliopsida; Asterales; Asteraceae
Product: monodehydroascorbate reductase
Exons: 10
Coding region: 65-1369 (434 amino acids)
Cellular component (GO): cytoplasm
Molecular function (GO): flavin adenine dinucleotide binding; oxidoreductase activity, acting on NAD(P)H
Source: RefSeq, a predicted model, not a curated record
GAUCCCCACGUACUAAAUACCUGUCCAAAUACAUUAAUCGGUCGAAAAUCGAAAACCAUCAUCAAUGGCGGAAAAGUCUUUCAAGUAUGUGAUCGUCGGCGGCGGCGUCUCAGCUGGUUAUGCUGCCAGGGAGUUUGCAAAGCAAGGAGUCCAACCAGGCGAGCUAGCAAUCAUAUCUAAGGAGGCGGUGGCUCCAUAUGAACGCCCUGCACUAAGCAAGGCAUAUUUGUUUCCUGAAGGAGCUGCCAGACUUCCAGGGUUUCAUGUAUGUGUUGGAAGUGGAGGAGAGAGAUUACUACCAGAGUGGUACACAGAGAAAGGGAUAAGUUUGAUCCUUAACACGGAGAUAGUCAAAGCUGAUCUUGCUUCAAAAACCCUUACUAGUGCAGCUGGCGAAACCUUCAAAUAUAAAAUUUUGAUCAUUGCCACCGGCUCCACCGUUCUCAAACUGACAGACUUCGGUGUACAAGGGGCUGAUUCCAAAAACAUUUUCUAUUUAAGAGAGAUUGAUAAUGCUGAUAAACUUGUGGAAAUCAUCAAAGCAAAGAAAACUGGAACUGCAAUCGUUGUUGGGGGAGGAUACAUUGGGCUUGAGCUUAGCGCAGUACUAAAAAUUAACAACUUCGAUGUGAAAAUGGUUUACCCAGAACCAUGGUGCAUGCCUCGUCUAUUCACUGCUGAUAUUGCUGCUUUCUAUGAGGCUUAUUAUGCGAAAAAGGGAAUCGAUAUCAUCAAGGGCACAGUUGCUGUUGGAUUUACCAGUAACGACAACGGAGAGGUAAAAGAAGUAAAACUAAAGGAUGGAAGGGUGCUGGAAGCAGAUAUUGUGGUAGUUGGUGUUGGAGCAAGGCCCCUUACAAAUCUAUUCAAAGGACAGGUUGAAGAGGAGAAAGGUGGAAUUAAGACUGAUGAAUUUUUCAAAACUAGUCUCCCGGAUGUAUAUGCUGUUGGUGAUGUCGCUACUUUCCCUAUGAAAAUGUACGGUGAUAUCAGAAGAGUUGAACAUGUUGACCAUUCCCGAAAAUCUGCAGAACAAGCUGUCAAGGCCAUUUUCGCUAGUGAGCAAGGGAAGAAAAUCGAUGCUUAUGAUUACCUUCCCUACUUCUAUUCUCGUUCGUUUGAUCUAUCAUGGCAGUUUUACGGUGAUAAUGUCGGUGAUGCUGUUAUCUUCGGAGACCAUGAUCCAGCAUCAGCCAAGCCAAAGUUUGGCUCAUACUGGAUCAAGGAUGGCAAGGUUGUGGGUGCAUUUCUUGAAGGUGGUGCACCUGAAGAGAACCAAGCCAUAGCCAAAGUUGCCAAACUCCAACCCUCAGCCUCGAGCUUGGAUGUGCUUGCCAAAGAAGGUCUUGAAUUUGCCAGCAAGAUCUAACAACCUCGAUACAAAUUUGUACGCAUUUGAUGCCAUAAAAAUUUGAGUUUCGAAAACUUGGGUUUCGAUUCAUUGGCUUCCGUUACACAAAGCUAAACCAGAUCUUCGAAUACAAUGUGUUUUGGCAUUUAUGGAUUGCUUUAGAGUGUGUUCAUGUGACAUUUGCAUCUUAAUUUGGUUGUAAUCUAUGUCUAAAAAACAUAUAGAUAAUUCAUUUCUUAUGUUUGAAUCUUGAAGGGGUUGUUUCCUAACCACUUACUAUGUCUUAAUGGACAAGAGGCGUUUACCUGGUUAGAGAU